Epinephelus moara (kelp grouper) is the source of this 4304-nucleotide messenger RNA. RefSeq names its product Kruppel-like factor 1 (erythroid) (gene klf1). The transcript has 3 exons. Gene Ontology annotation, biological process: regulation of transcription by RNA polymerase II. NCBI's taxonomy places the organism in Eukaryota, Metazoa, Chordata, Actinopteri, Perciformes, Serranidae. Gene Ontology annotation, molecular function: DNA-binding transcription factor activity, RNA polymerase II-specific; RNA polymerase II cis-regulatory region sequence-specific DNA binding. The record is from RefSeq and is a predicted model, not a curated record. Bases 276 to 1391 code for a protein of 371 amino acids.
GACUUGCAGCUGACAGAGAUAGACAAGAGAGAGGAGCGAGAGAUAGCAGGGGAGGAAUGGAGUAAAGAAGGCAGCUCUGAGAACCUGUUUCUGCGGCCUGUUAGCACUGAGCAGACUGUAACUGGGAUGAGCGGCCUGGUGAGCUGAGGUUUGACUUUCUGUUAGCUGGGCUGAAGACGGUCACAUAGAGAAUAACUAAAUAAAUAAUAUUAAGAGACAGAGCAACUUCCCUGCUGUUGCCACCACUGACAAUCGGUGUCGUAUCAAAGUACUUGAUGGCUGUUACACAGGCUGUGCUCCCUUCCUUCAGCUCCUUCUCCAACCUCGCUCAAUCCACUGACAAUAUGAAAGUGUGGAAGUCUGAGAGUGACUCUCUCCCUCCGGACUCUCUCAGCAACAAACUGUCACCACACAGCUCUGAGCAGCUGCAGGUCUCUCAACAAAUGACAGAGGAGCUCCUGGAUGAUGACAGCCAGGCAUCUUGGGACAUUGAGUUCCUGCUGUCUGAAUGGAGCAACCCGUCACCUGACCUCAACCCCUCUCUGGACAACAAUGAUCAACGGCUGCCACAGUUAGACCCAAACACAGCGUACGAAGAGGCGGCGACGUUUAAGGACCGACCAGGACAGGAGCAUCUGCAGAUGAACGCUAGUUGCCUCAUGGCUGAACUCCUGUCCCCGGCUGAAACCAUCACCACCACGUCAGUCCAGCCAGUGCUGUACCACCAUGGUUAUAAUGAUGACCAAACAGGUCGGACUUCGUUUCACAGUCAACCUAAUGUAGAUCAGUAUGUCUUUCCUCAAGGAGGCAGUGUGGAGAGGCACGGCAGAGGAAACCUCACUAAAGUCUCAUCAUGGGACUUUAACCCUUACUAUCCCCAGCAACACCCCUCUAUGGUGACCUUCCCCGACAGCAGGUUCAUACCAACUCAGGCUGUGACCCCUGACCCUCGACACUACAGCUACAUUCCACAUUUUAACCACAAUGCCAACCUUUACUGUGACUACACCCUCGGCCAGGCCACCAGUCACCUUCCCCUCCACCAGCAGCCUCUGCUGGUCGGACCACAGCUGCCCCCUGUUGGGGUGGAGGGAAAGCGUGGUCGAAGGGCUACAGGGAAAAAGAGGCCCGCCAUCCACAGCUGUGAAUACCCGGGCUGCACCAAGACCUACACCAAGAGCUCACACCUAAAGGCUCACCUCCGCACCCACACAGGGGAAAAGCCUUACCACUGUUCAUGGGAGGGCUGCAGCUGGAAAUUUGCGCGCUCCGAUGAGCUGACACGUCACUACCGCAAGCACACUGGCCAGAAACCCUACGAGUGCCUGCUGUGUCAGAGGGCCUUCUCCCGCUCCGACCACUUGGCUCUGCACAUGAAGAGACACAACUGAUGCUCUCACUCACUCACUCACUCACUCACUCACUCUCACUCUCACACACACCACUGCAAUUUAAACAAAGUAAUUCAAAGGUAGAGGAUUCACAAUGAUCUGGAUGUUCUGUGAAUUUUUAAUAUGUUUGUGACUCAGUGACCUCAUAUAUUAACUGAACAUGUUCCCGGUAUUAAUUUGAAAUCUACACUUGAUUACCUGGCUGUUUUAGAAGACAGGCCCACACGUAGACUCAGGUCAUGAGAAGUGACAACACAACUGGUGGUACAAUGGCAUCACAAAUCAUUGUGUACAUGAUGCCUGGUGGAAGUUAUUUGUUUGUCCGUUUUUGGUGUACUUCAAAAAACAAAUGAGACUAAUUUAAUUCAUGAGCCUCUAAUAUAUUAAGUCCUCUCCUGUCCUAAAGAAAUGAUCGAUAUCCACGGCUUAUAGCCUUUAGCUAAUGACUGCUCAACAGAUAUAUUUUAAGAGUACUCUGCUGAUUUCGCAUUGCACUCUUAUAACAUUCUCAGACUCACGAUUGAAAGUUUAAAAAAGAUGCCACAGAAUCAUAGACUGUAUAAAAGAAGCGGACGUAGCCACCGUGAUGUCACCCAUCGGUUUGUGGACAGCCAUUACGAAGCCUUGAUUUUGGUAUAUUGGUCGUCGCCAUCUUGUUUUUUUCUGGAGCCAGAAGUGACCACGUACAAAGAUUGCUGUCAAUCACAAGGUAGCCAUGCCUUAAAGCAUACGAUUAUUGCUAUUUACUCUAAAUAGGACCAUAAUUUACAAAAUUAACAUCUUGCUGUAUUGAAGGAAACUUGCAACUACCAAUUAAGAUCAUAAAGUCAUUAGGAAAAAUGUUUACUAAGGUUAAAAAAAUCAAGUGAGAAGCGCAGUAAUUUUCUGUUAGGUCACCACUGAAGUCACCCUCUGCUGGCCAUUACAAAGAAUGCAGGUUUAAGGCACUUCUGCAUUGGCUUCACUUAUCAUUCUCAGAGGCUACAUCCACUUCUUUUAUACAAUCUAUGAGCAGAGCCUGAGAUAUUGUGGCAAGGCACCCACAUUACCUACAAUUCGAUUUGGCUACUCACAGCUCUGUUAUAGAUUGUGUUACGCUAUUAGCAGCUGGUGUAGCCUUGAGCCACUAGUGUAAAGUAGAGAUGGCUAAAAAGGUCUAAAUACUCACUUCUUUCUUACUCCACACCUCCAGAUGUUUUUCCCUUUUUUUAAAUUUAAUUUUCAAACUUGUAGUCUUCAGACCCAACUGACACUGACUCAAGGGAUCACCUGAAGCAAUUCAUAAGAUUAUCUGCAUCUCCCUCUGGAGCCACAUAAGGUUUUAAACAGUUUUUCUUUCAUAUAUGCAGUGGUACUCUCCAAGACCUAGUUGAUAUAGGGUGCAACUUUUUUGGAUGUGACAAGCAAAAGGUUCGCAAAAACAUUACAUUUCUCUGUGGGGUCCUUUCCACAAUGCUGUCAGACACUCAAAAUAACAAUCUGAGCCUGUCAGUGGCAAAAACAAGCACUUUCAUUUACAUUGCAACCUAUUUUGCGGCUGAAGGUGGAAGCACUCUCUCUCAAUACUGGACCAAUUUCAAAAAUUGUUGCUCCCACAAGUCACUUAGACACGAAAACACGAGAAAAUAGAGUCCAGGUUGGAAAAAAAAUACCAGAGUUCCCCUUUAAUGCAACACUCUAGGUUCCAGUUUAGAUACCGUGAACUCGAAUCGAUAACUUGGACAUCAUUAUUCAGAUGUUCACAGUGAGGUGUUGGACUUGACAAAGAUGUUAAAGUGGGCUUUUCUCUUUUUGUCUCACCCUAAUAAAGACACACACACACGGACAGAGGGCCAGAACAAGAACACACUUAUAAUGUAAAGUUAGCAUGCUUUCAGCAAUAAGGGCAACUUCGACCACCGAUCACCAGAAAAAAAGGUUGGCAUUGUGCAUUUCUACAAAAGGUAUGUGGUGGAUAGACUGAACCUUUACGUUUCAACAGUGCUGUGGAUACCAUAUGGUUAUGUUUAAGCACAAAAACCACUUGCUUAUGGUUAGGAAAGGCUUACAACACCCAGUUGGGGGGGUAUGAUCCCAGCAGGAGAAGCAGUGAUGUCACGGUAAAAAAGCAGCCGCUUUCUGUGCCUAAAGACCUACUGGAUACACAGCACUGACUCGCUACAUCACAACCACUUUUGUUGUUUGUUGGUCUUGAACCGUGCUCUGCAGCUUGGCAGGCAUCUUGACCAAAGUCAGCUCAUAUACGUUGUCACUUUAGAAACGCUGAUAAGAUACAUAUCAAACAUGCAAAUAAAACAUAUCUGGGUUUGCAGAAACUAACAAUGCCAACAUUUUCUACUGGUGACUGGGCUGUAGAUCAACACUGUACACACUGUGGGCAUGUAGACAGCAAACGUUAACACUAACAAAAGACCUACCACAAAAUGUGUGUAAUACGGGUUAUAAUACAAUACACAGUAGUGUAUCCUGUGGGAUCUCAUGGUGCGCUGAACAAAUUCAUGACUGCUUAGUUGCAAUGCUUAGCUGUAGAUAAUCUGAUAUCUUUGUUAGCUUCCAUAUUGAUUGUAAUACAAAGAAACAAGCCAUAAAGUUAAACUAUGUUAUUACACCAUGAAUGCAGGGUUAUGCAUUUUUGUCACCUAACUUUAUGUUUGUUUGUUUGGGGAUUUUUAAUUUAAGAAAAACAUAUAUAUGCUUUUGUCUCUCGUAUCAAGCAGAAUUUAUAACUGUAAAUAAUCUGCAUCUUUUCCAGUUGUUAAUUAUCACCUAAAAAUGCGAGACACAUAUUUAUUAAUAUAAUCUUUUAUAUCAACAGCAGAUAUUAUAUUAUUGUACAGUGUUUUUCUAUUCUCAAAAGAGUGCUUUAGAGUCUUUUCAUUGUUUUAAUUCUAAUAAAGACCUCUAUUGCUGUAA